Molecule: messenger RNA, 8119 nt
Organism: Crotalus tigris (Tiger rattlesnake)
Lineage: Eukaryota; Metazoa; Chordata; Lepidosauria; Squamata; Viperidae
Gene: LRP8
Product: LDL receptor related protein 8
Exons: 19
Coding region: 477-3263 (928 amino acids)
Molecular function (GO): protein binding; calcium ion binding
Source: RefSeq, a predicted model, not a curated record
CAGGAUUAGGUUUUGGUUAAUACGAUUAAUAGCCUCGACUCCCAUUGGUAGAAAGGCGGCACAGGGAUGGCAAGCAUUGACGUAUGGCUAAAUAUCGUUCACACCUGGAACUGAACUGAUGGCGAUUAAAAAAAAAAAAAAUCCUCCACCAGCCAAAGACUUUAAUCUGCCUACAUCGGAAGAGGCACUACUAGAGCGCUUUGCCGCCGAGGUUUCCAAAUCGAAAAAGAGGGCGGUCCUGCUUCCCGUGGUCGGGCCACAUGGUCCCGCCUCCAGGUCGCCUAUGGGCGGGCAUGCUCAGGUCUGGCUCGCUCGCUGAAAUCCCGCCCUGUGGGGAGCGUCACUAGCCGGGUUGAAAUGCACACACGGCGGAAGAAACAUCCGCCCGCCCGCAGUUAACAGGCUGCAAGGCAGCGCGUGGGCUUGCAUCCGACCAGCGGCGUCGGGGUCCAGAGCUAGCGAGGAAGGGACGCGCGAUGUGUCGGCCAGCUCUGACCAGGCUGCUUCUCUUGCAUCUGCUCCUGAUCAAGCUCCACAGCGCCAAAGGCUCCGGGAAGGAGUGCGAAGAGAACCAGUUUCAGUGCCGGAACGAGCGGUGCAUCCCUUCCAUUUGGAAAUGUGACGAGGAUGAUGAUUGCUUGGAUAAUAGCGACGAAGCAGACUGCCCCAAGAAGACCUGUGCAGAGUCUGAUUUUACCUGCAACAAUGGUCACUGCAUCCCAUCUAGAUGGAAGUGUGACGGUGAGGAGGAAUGUUCAGAUGGAUCGGAUGAAUCUGAAUUGAUAUGCACCAAACAAGUAUGUCUAGCUGAAAAAAUUAGCUGUGGAGACUCCAGCAAUAAAUGCAUUCCUGCAUCUUGGAAAUGUGAUGGAGAAAAAGACUGUGAAAGUGGAAUUGAUGAGGCUGGUUGCACUAACUUGUGUUCUUCAAGUGAAUUCCAGUGCAGCAACAAGACCUGCAUAGCCACCAUCUUUGUCUGUGAUGGUGAUGAUGACUGUGGUGAUGGCAGUGAUGAGAGGAAGUGCCCUCCCUUCACAUGCAACCCCAAUGAAUUCCAGUGCAACAAUAGCCUGUGCAUCCCGCAGAUUUGGGUCUGUGACAAACAGCCUGAUUGUGAGGACCUCUCAGAUGAGUCCAUGGAGAAGUGCGGGUACAAACUCAAACCACAGAUCACGAGCACCUGUGCAGCACAUGAGUUCCAGUGUGGCAAUGGGGAAUGUAUCCAUUUGAACUGGAAAUGCGAUGGAGACGAAGACUGCAAAGACAAGUCAGAUGAACAAGAUUGUUCGUUGGUGACCUGCAGCCCUGAUGAAUUCCAGUGUGGUGAUGGGACCUGUAUCCAUGGAGCUAAACAGUGCAACAAAGUGCAUGACUGCCCUGACAACAGUGAUGAAGCUGGCUGCGUUAAUGAAGCGGCAUGCGAGAGUCCCACCAAAUUUCAAUGUAAAAGUGGAGAGUGCAUAGAGGAAGUCAAGGUGUGCGACUCACACAGGGACUGCAGGGACUGGUCCGAUGAGCCUCUAAAAGUUUGUGAUGUGAAUGAAUGUGCCCUGAACAAUGGUGGUUGCUCCCACAUUUGCAAGGACUUGAAGAUUGGCUAUGAAUGUGAAUGUCCUCCUGGAUACAAGCUUAUGGACAAGAAAACGUGUGGAGAUAUAGAUGAAUGUGAGAAUCCAGAUGCGUGUAGCCAGAUCUGCAUUAACUACAAGGGGGACUAUAAAUGUGAAUGUUAUGAUGGUUAUGAGAUGGACACCCUGUCUAAAAACUGCAAAGCCAUAGGAAAGAGCCCAUACCUUGUUUUCACAAACCGCCACGAAGUACGCAAGAUUGACCUGGUGAAAAAGGACUACUCUCGCAUCAUUCCCAUGCUGAAGAAUGUGGUUGCUUUGGAUGUGGAAGUGGCAACCAACAGGAUAUACUGGUGUGAUUUAUUCUACAGGAAGAUAUACAGUGCCUACAUAGAUAAGGCCAGUGACACAGCUGAGCAGAUGGUUCUGAUAGACAGCCAGUUACACUCCCCGGAAGGUCUGGCAAUGGAUUGGGUCCACAAGAAUAUUUAUUGGACGGAUUCUGGAAACAAGACCAUUUCUGUAGCCACAGCUGAUGGGCGUAAGAAGAGGACACUUUUCAGUACUAACUUAAGUGAACCUAGAGCUAUUGCAGUGGAUCCCAUACGGGGAUACAUGUAUUGGUCUGACUGGGGAGACAUAGCAAAAAUUGAGAAAUCUGGCUUGAACGGUAUGGAUCGGCAAGUGCUUGUGACAGACAACAUUGAAUGGCCCAAUGGAAUCACACUGGAUUUACUGAAUCAACGUCUCUACUGGGUUGAUUCCAAGCUGCACUUGCUUUCAAGUAUAGAUUUCAACGGGAGCAACCGAAAAGUUCUCAUCUCGUCUGAGGAUAACCUGAGUCACCCAUUUGGACUGGCUGUGUUUGAGGACAGGGUAUUCUGGACAGACUUAGAGAAUGAGGCAAUCUUCAGUGCUAAUAGGCUGAACGGUCUAGACAUUUCUGUUUUGGCAGAGAACCUCAAUAAUCCUCAUGACAUUGUAGUUUUUCAUGAGCUAAAGCAACCUAAAGCUCCAGAUGUUUGUGAACUUCAUUCUCUGCCAAAUGGAGGGUGUGAACACCUGUGUUUGCCUGCACCACAAAACUUUCCACACUCACCCAAAUAUACAUGUGUUUGUCCAGACAACAUGUGGUUAGGCCCUGACAUGAAAAAAUGCUAUAAAGAACUUCCAGCUACCUCAACUGAUUUGCCUACUACUGCUGCUACUCCUACCACAUCAAGAAGUUACCUUCUGAACUUCACAGCUAUUACUACUGGCAAUAUGACUACCACAACUGACAAUGUUAGUACGGAAGGAUCAGAAACUACAGCACAAAUCGUUCUUGGCAUGACAAGCCUUCAUUCGAUCACAAUGACAUCCAGCCCAGCAGACAGUAAAAUAGCAGCAGGAAAUAGCAAUCUCUUCCAGCACUAUGCUAACAAUGGCCAGGCUUUUGGAUCAACUGUGAUGGCAGCUGUUAUCGGAAUUGUUGUUCCUAUUGUGGUGAUUGGCUUAGUGUGCACAGGUGGGUAUCUCAUCUGGCGAAAUUGGAAGAGGAAAAAUACAAAAAGCAUGAAUUUUGAUAAUCCUGUGUACAGGAAGACUACAGAAGAAGAGGAUGAGGAUGAAAUCCAUAUUGGGCGAACAGUACAGAUUGGACACGUGUACCCUGCACGUGUGGCAUUAAGUCUAGAAGAUGAUGGGCUACCAUGAGGAAUAAACCAUGGUUAAUGGAUCGAAAGAUAUGCACUGAACCUAUCUACUGUGGCUAAUGGAAUCCACCCUCUUCUCUUUCCUUCUCCUCUCCUUUAUAUUUAUGUUGCAAAAGGGUAACCACAAAGUUGUAACGAACUGCAAACAUCCAAAGGAUGUGAGAGUUUUGUAUGUAUAAUCUUUUAUACACCCUUUUAACUUCUUGCACUAUCCAUCUGUAAUAGUGAGAAGCCUACUCUACUACUGAAUGCUGCCAGUCCAAUCCAAGGAUCAGCAGCUGACACAUCGUUUCUAAAAAUUAUAUUUAUAGAUGUCUUGUAAAUAUGUCAGGCAUACUUUGUGGCUGUCUUAUCAAUAUAGAGACAGAAAGAGAGAUCUGUAUAAACCAUUUAGACUAUUUAUUAACAAAUUCUGAAUAUCAAUUUUAAGCUGUACAUAUAUGUAGAGGACAAGAGUAUUUAUAUUUUUUUUUUACCUUUGAUUCGUAUUGCAGAGAAAAUUUGAAUAUCUAUCAAGGCUGGAUAGGUAUCUAGACAUUCACAUCUAUAAAUAUACAUAUAUGAAUAUAUUUUAGAAAGAAUAGCUCAACUCUAUGGGAAGUAGAGUAAUUUAAUUCUUAAAGGAUGUUUAGUGAAAACUUGGCUACAAAGUCUAAAGCCGCUGAGUGAGAACUAUAGAUGUUACAAUAAGAUAAUCCAAAAAAUGCUCAAGAAACAAAGUGUUCCCAUCAUGAACAAACCAAACUGCAGAUAAUCCUCAACAUACAACUACUAUUUCCACUGCAAAGCAAUUAAGUGAGCUGAGCGUGAUUUUAUAACCAUUUUUGCCACUAUUGUUAAGUGAAAUCACUGCAGCUGAUCAGUGAAUCUGACUUCCCCGUUGACUUUGCUGGGCAGGUGGCAAAUGGCAAUCACAUGACCUUGGGAUGCUGCAAUCACAUGACCCCGGGUUGCUGCAAUCCUCAUAAAUUGCCAGUUGCCAAGCACCAAAAUUUUGAUCCUGUAAUUGUGGGGAUCCUGCAAUAGUCCUAAGUGCAAGGAUCAGUUGUAUAUCAAUUUUUUUUCCAGUGCUGUCGUAAUUUGGAACCGUCGCUAAACAAAUGGUUGUAAGUCAAGGACUACCUGUGCCUGAAAAGUAGACCAGCGCAUGGCUCUGACGCUUGCACAUCCCAGCAAAGGCAGAGUUCUCAUGCCACCCAUGAGCCCCUUGCAUAGAUUUCCCCAUCUGCUUUAUCAGAAAGAAUAUUUGUGCUCCUAAAGGCCGGGUGAACAGAGGUACCCUUUUUAAGUAAAUGGAGAAGCUCAAAACAUCGCUACACGCAUUGCCCUAUAAAAAUGGGGACAGUGCCUAUAAAUCCCAAAUCAUUAACCUGGCAAGAUAUAAGCAAAUUUAAGAUGCCAUCUGUAGUACAGUUUCUAAGAAAACGGAUCAUUAAAUCAGUGAGCACUCUUCAAAGUAAUCAUAUAUUGGUUAGCCUUAUUAAUUUUUAAGCUAUAAAGCUUAAUUUUUGCUUCAAAAAAAGUGUUCACCAAAUAUACCUAAUUUUCUUUUAGAGCUUAUUUAAUGAAUGUAAGAAAGGGUUCCCCCCCAGUGUGUUACCUGUGCAGAACAAUUCUAAGUAUGUUUUUAAAAAGUAAAUCACAUGGAGUUCAGUGAGACUUGCUUCUUUUUACUCUUAAGUGGACAUAAGAUUAUGGAAACACUGGUUUUAGUGGGCUGGAGACAUUGGCCGCUAUUCCAAAUAUAUGGGAUCAGUUUUAAGCCAAAUCUGAUGAAAUUAUUAUUAUAGGUAACUAUAAGCAAAUAAAAGUCAUUGUUCUGCUAAUAAUCUUUGCUGUUAAUUCAAAUUAGUGGAACUAAUGAUCCAAGAUUAUAGUCCUUUUGUCUGGAAUGAUCAUUCCCCAUUUAUUCACAGCUUAUAAAGAAUUAAAGUGAAGUUGAUGACAUCAAAGCGUAUAAUAUGCAGAGGUCGGGGAAGAAGUGGUAUUAAAAAGAUUGCACCAACUUGUCCUCUUGCUGUAUGAAUAGCACAAAUGUUGUUUUGCUAUUCGGGGUACCCUAUGCUUUUAAUUUAAGUUUCUGAUUUGCAGAUAUUACUGUUUCAUUGAAUCUUGUUAAUUACAUUUUGGUUGUUUAAUUGCACUUUCUCUUAAUUAGCCUAAAGUAAUUUUCUCUUCCUGUGGGAAAUUGUAUUUCCCUUAUAAAUUUCCCAAGUAAAUGAUUAAAAGAGAGGGGAAAUGCAGAGCUGUACUAAAUAAUAAUAAUAAAUCCAGAAACUGGUCUUGGAGCAAUUAUAUAGUGGUUACAAAAGAAGCAAUUGAUAAUUGCAAUAAGAAAUUGGAUAAAUUUUCCAACCACAAGCAACUGGAAGCAGUAAAACAUACUUGGCCUUAAACAAGAAACUUUGAAUUACAAUUGGAAGGGAUUUUUGCCACCAUUCACAGGACUACAUUGUAAGGAAGCAUUAUUGAAGAAUUUGGAUCAUGAUAAAAAAACUGUUCAGGUAGUAUAGUGCUGUAUUAAGUGUUGCUUGGAUCUGCCAUAUUUAAUUCAAUUUUCAGCUAAUUAUAGUAGAGAACUCUAGAGGGGAAAAAUCCAUAAUUUAGGCAAGUCAAAGUGGCACAUCCUUAUUGGUAUAAUAAAGGUAUUAUAUGGUCAGUGGGCCCACUUAUUUAUUUGGAUUUUGCUGUGGAUCCAGUUGUUGAACAACAACAUUUGAUCUGAUUGUACUCAGAUGAAAAGCACAAUAGUGUAAAGCAUAGGACUGAUAAUGGUAUCCCAAAGGACCACUUCUGAGUAUUUAACUAAACAAUCUCUCAACCUCCCUGGAACUCAUUUUUUUAUCCUAAAAGUUGUAGUUACCAGAGAGCUUGGAUGUAUUCCUGAAUAUUUUUUUUCCCAGCUGAUGUGGGUUAAUGGAAAGGACCAAAAGGAUCCACUUUAUCUGGAUCGGCAUCCUGAAAAAUACAUGUCCCAGAAUAAUUCCAGAGGUUUUUUUUUAAUAGACAGGUUAAUUUACUGUAAAAAGUAAAUGCCAGGCCAUGACAUUAACUAGAGAGCAUAAAUCUACAUGGGGAUCAUGGGGGGCAUGUGACAAAAAAGAAAAUGCACAAUGUCAUCAUGACCCAAACAACUAUGACUUACAUAUAUUUGUGCCAGACAUCAGGACACUAGUGCACAAAACUGGGUUUUGCCUGUCAUUGCAUAUGUCAUGUCAUUUUCCCAUGAUUGUGGCUAUUGCAGAUACCAGUGCCAGGCUUAGCUGAACAGGGAUUUGCAAUCUUGUUAAAAUUCCUUAAUUUUGGUACUCUGAAUAGCUAUUUGUGUGCACUAGUUCACUGAGCUGUGAAACUGAAGAUUGCUGUAUAACUAUUUUUUGCCUAGUAUCUCUUAGAAAUAAUUAAAUGUUCAAUCAUUCUUAUGAAUAAGCAAUAUCUACAGUACAAGCAGAGCAGUUCUAAUAGGUGGCUAUUAUAUCUCCUCUGUUCUGCCAGGUAGUCUUGAAUUGCAACUUUUGUACAGUAUAUGAAUCACUGUAAUACUGGAUUGGUUUAAAAAAGAUUCUGCCUUUCAUAGAGUCAAUUUCAUAACAAAUGGAACUUUUGUUUGAAAUAUAAUGAUACAAAGACAAUCUUGUACUUUCACAGAUGUCAGAGAUUUUCUUUGCAAACAAAACAGAUGGUCUAAUGGUUGCAAAAUUGCUUCCAGCUUACAUGAUGACAUGUAUACACAGAGAGUAUCUCAUGUUUAUGAUGGCUGUUCAACUAUUUUACACACACACAAACACACACACACACACAUAUAUAUAUAUAUACAUACACACACAUACAUACAUGCACACAAACACAUUCAUUGAUGUAAGUCAUAAUAUUCAAGAUGACUCUCUAAUAAUGGGAAGUCAUCCCUUGAUGACAAAUACCAAUAUGCCUAAACUGGUCCUUCACGUUAAGGAUAAGUGAGAGAGAAGUUAAAAGAGUAUAAUAAAAUCUGCACCUUGCAAAGUUUAUUCAGUUUGCUGCUUGUUUAUAAUGGGUAUUGAGAAGAAAGGAUGUCCUAUUUCUUCUGCUAGAUUUUGAGAAUAGACGCUUUAGAGUCAAAUACACACUUCUGAAGAAAGAUGUAGAGGGAAAAGAAAAUAUUUAAAGCUGCUCUACUCAGUUACUACAAAACCAUGCACUGUGUGCAUGAAUAAAAUUAUAAAAAGAAGUAAAAGGCUUUGUAUCUAAUAACUGUAACUAACCUCAAACUGUAUAUAGAUUUGAGUAAUUUACCAUUUUGAUACUUUUUUUAAAAAAAAAGUAAAAGAUUGUAUAAAUCCUAUGUAUAAUGAUGGAAUUUUUCUCCAAACCGUUGUGAAUUACUCUGUUUUCCUGAUUUCCAAUAUGACAGGUUUGUAAUUACAUCGAGUUGAUAAUCAAAUUUUCCUUAAAAUAAAAAUAUUUUCAAUACAGAACUGGGAACAUUAAAAAUUUGUUUAUCACUGUACAAUAAUCAUUUUUGAGCUUUGUCUUGUCACAAUGAAAUUCCAUUAGAACGCAGCGCUCUCGUUUGGUGCCUUUUCUGUUUGUUUUUAUUCUGAACAAAUAGUCUAGGGCAGUGCUUUUCAACCUUAGUAACUUUAAGAUAUGUGGACUUCAAACCCUGGAAUUCCCUAGCCAGUAUGCUGGUAGGGGAAUUCUGGGAGCUGAAGUCCACAUAUCUUAAAGUUGCCAGGAUUGAGAAACACUGGGUUAAGGAUAUGGAGAAGGGAGGACUCUGCUGUUUCUGAUACUUACAUCCAUAGGGGAUAUUGAAAAACCAAAUGAAUACAUUUGUAACUGUUUCUAUAGAGAUAUUAAAUUUUUUUAUUGACUAUU